GCUACAUUUUGUUUUCAGUUUCUUUCUCCCAGCUUUACUUUUUAACUUUUGAAGCCUCGUGAUACCUCUCCUCUCUCUAUCUCAUACCCUCAGUCUCUCAUGGAAUCUCACCGGAGAGCUGCUUUAUUCUUUAUCGGAAAUCGCAUUCUAAUGCCGCCGAUCACAGCCGGUAUAUAAGUGACAGGAGGGGGCUUAUUUUUUUUGUUCCUGGUUUUUGUUUUCUUUUCAGGCCGACCAGUCGUAUAGUAUGGGAGGGGUAUGUGGGUCUGCGUUUGUUUUCUUUACUUUGCUUCUUCUGAAUCUGUUGGUGGGUGGGGGCGUUCGGUCGGAGCCGGUGCAGGACAAGCAAGCCCUCCUUGCGUUCUUAGCUCAGACUCCACACGAGAAUCGCCUGCAAUGGAAUGCUUCCGAUUCGGCCUGCAAUUGGGUCGGAGUAAAGUGCGAUGCGACCCGCUCUUUUGUAUUUAGCCUCCAUCUUCCUGGAGUGGGUCUUGUUGGGACGAUUCCGUUGAACACCAUCGGACAAUUGAGUCAGCUGAGAGUACUGAGUCUCCGCUCCAACCGACUUUCCGGUGAGAUCCCAGCUGAUUUCUCCAAUAUGACGCUCCUUCGCAGCCUCUAUCUACAAAACAACCAGUUCUCCGGUGGGUUCCCGCAGAGCUUUACUCGCUUGACUCGUUUGACCAGACUCGAUCUCUCCUCAAACAACUUCAGCGGUCAAAUCCCCUUCGCUAUUAACAAUUUGACACGCCUGACGGGGCUCUUUUUGGAGAAUAAUCGCUUCUCAGGCAAUCUACCCAGCAUCAACCCAGGUAGAUUGGCGGACUUCAACGUUUCCUACAACAAUCUCAAUGGUUCAAUCCCUGCGGUCCUAACCAGAUUCCCUGCAUCGGCAUUCGCUGGAAAUCUAGAUCUCUGUGGCGGGCCAUUACCUCCGUGUAAUCCAUUUUUCCCAUCACCAGCCCCAUCUCCGUCCUCAAUUUCACCUCCAACACCUGCCCGCAAGAAGUCAAAUAAGCUGUCCACCGUCGCCAUUGUCGCAAUUGCAGUUGGCUCUGCACUCGUCGUUCUCCUGCUAUUACUGUUCCUUCUUUUAUGUCUCCGCAGAAGACGCCGGCAGCAAUCCCCGAAGCAGCCUAAGCCCCCGGCCGCAACACGAGCAAUUGCUGGAGAGGCGGGAACUUCCUCUUCGAAAGAUGACAUAACGGGCGGGUCCAUGGAGGCAGAGAGGAAUAAGUUGGUGUUCUUCAAUGGAGGGGUUUACAGCUUCGAUUUGGAGGAUUUAUUGAGGGCAUCAGCGGAAGUUCUGGGGAAAGGGAGCGUAGGGACGUCGUACAAGGCAGUGCUGGAAGAAGGGACUACGGUGGUAGUGAAGAGACUGAAAGAUGUGGUAGUGACAAAGAGGGAGUUCGAGAUGCAAAUGGAGAUUCUGGGUAAGAUCAAACACGACAAUGUGCUGCCAUUGAGGGCGUUUUACUACUCCAAGGACGAGAAGUUGCUUGUUUCCGAUUUCAUGGCCGCCGGAAGUCUAUCUGCUCUUCUACACGGUAGCAGAGGGUCAGGUCGUACGCCAUUGGACUGGGACAACAGGAUGAAGAUAGCAUUAAGCACGGCAAGAGGUGUAGCCCACCUCCACGCAACGGGGAAGGUCGUCCAUGGCAACAUUAAGUCUUCCAACAUCCUACUCCGACCCGACAACGAUGCCUGCAUCUCCGACUUCGGGCUCAACCCUCUAUUCGGUACCUCUACCCCACCUAACCGUCUGGCGGGCUAUCGAGCACCCGAAGUGGUGGAGACCCGAAAAGUCACCUUCCAAUCCGACGUCUACAGUUUGGGGGUCUUACUCCUAGAACUAUUGACAGGAAAAGCACCGAAUCAAGCAUCGCUGGGCGAGGAAGGGAUUGACUUGCCCAGGUGGGUUCAGUCAGUGGUCAGGGAGGAGUGGACGGCUGAGGUAUUCGACGUGGAAUUGAUGAGGUACCACAACAUAGAGGAGGAGAUGGUGCAGCUGUUGCAGAUAGCAAUGGCUUGCGUUUCAACUGUGCCUGAUCAAAGGCCGGCAAUGCAAGAGGUUGUUCGUAUGAUAGAAGAUAUGAAUAGAGGAGAGACGGAUGACGGGUUACGACAGUCGUCAGAUGAUCCUUCAAAAGGCUCGGAGGGUCAGACACCUCCGGCCGAAUCCAGGACUCCACCUAGAGGGGUUACACCCACACCUUGACUCAAGAAGGUGUUGUAAUUUGUAAAGUGGCUGCAGCAAAUUGAUUGGGCCGGUUCUUCCUGCUGGGUGCCCCCCCAAUAUGUUAUUUUCUGAUUUCUUUUUUUUUU
Messenger RNA from Tripterygium wilfordii, 2325 nucleotides. RefSeq names its product probable inactive receptor kinase At2g26730. The record is from RefSeq and is a predicted model, not a curated record. NCBI's taxonomy places the organism in Eukaryota, Viridiplantae, Streptophyta, Magnoliopsida, Celastrales, Celastraceae. Gene Ontology annotation, biological process: protein phosphorylation. The coding region runs from base 248 to 2218 and encodes 656 amino acids. The transcript is spliced from 2 exons. Gene Ontology annotation, molecular function: ATP binding; protein kinase activity; protein binding.